CAGGCCUGGGGCCGUGCCAGCAUUCUUGGUGGACCAGACUUUAUCUCGCCUGUUCGCUGGCUCAUAUAAAGGGGCCCAUUGUCCAAAGGGGUCCAUUGUUGCAGACCCUUCAUCACAGAGCACUACUCAGACACUCCAGGAAAGAUGCAGAGCAGAACAGCGAUCAACGCCAAGUGGGAUAAGCCGAAGUCAAAGAUCACGGCUUCCCGCAAGCUUUCCUUAAAGAUGCUCCUCCUGACGAGAGCCUGCGAGGAUCUGGAGAACGAGAGGCAGGAACGAGAAGAGGAGAAAGUGCACUACCUGGAGGAGAAGCUGCCUCCUCUGCAACUGUCUGGGUUGUCACUGGACGAGCUGCAGGAACUGUGCAAGGAGCUGCACUCCAAGGUCGACGUGGUGGACGAGGAGAGAUACGACUGUGAAUACAAAGUCAACAAACACAACACUGACAUACGUGAGCUGAAACUGAAGGUGCAGGAUCUCGGCGGUAAAUUCAAAAAGCCCGCCCUGAGGAAGGUGAGGGUGUCUGCCGAUGAGAUGAUGAGAGCCCUACUGGGAUCCAAGCACAAAGGUUCCAUGGAUCUCCGUGCCAACCUCAAGUCGGUCAAGAAGGAGGAUGUCAAACUUGACAAGGUGCUCACGAGUGAAGUGGGCGACUGGCGUAAGAACGUGGAGGCCAUGUCGGGUAUGGAGGGCCGCAAAAAGAUGUUUGACACAGGCAGCGCUGCGCAGUGAGGAUGAUUCCAACGUCGGGGUCCUGACGUGGAAAAUGUAGGAAUUAGCUUUCAUGUUUGACGGUAUGUUUUGUAUUGUUUAUUGGCCGGUUAAAGGGGAGAUAAAUAAUUAAAUAAUUUUUCCUCAUUUGAAA
Molecule: messenger RNA, 865 nt
Organism: Syngnathus typhle (broad-nosed pipefish)
Lineage: Eukaryota; Metazoa; Chordata; Actinopteri; Syngnathiformes; Syngnathidae
Product: troponin I, slow skeletal muscle-like
Exons: 7
Coding region: 145-732 (195 amino acids)
Biological process (GO): muscle contraction
Cellular component (GO): troponin complex
Source: RefSeq, a predicted model, not a curated record